CAACUUUAUACACUCGUUGACUGGCUUAUACUUCUUUCAGUUUUAUGGCAGACUUGCUGCCAAUCUGAAAGGGUAAAACUUCCCUUUCUUGAGAAUUUUUACACUUACCAGGUCUGCCGGGAGAUCGAAGGAGAGGUUCUAGUUCUGAUAGGAUUUGCAGGUGAUUAUACAAGAAGUCUGAAAUGGAUCGCAUUUAAAUUAUACUGGAGUUAAAUACAGAAGAUUCGGUGCAGUUCAUGUUGAACUAGUGUUGGCCAAACACAAGCUGCAAUGAGGAUCCGUGUGAGAAGGUGUCCACUAAUUGUAAAGACAUGCGCAAUACUUGGUUUUUUUAUGAUAGCUUAUAUAUUCGUUGAAUUUUCUGCCCCUGUGUUCCACACUUCUGUGAGUGAAGGGCUCACAACAAAGAGAAGAUUGGAGAGAGAUAUCACUGUAGCAGAGGAAAAAUAUGAAGAACUUAAGCAACCAGUUUAUAAAAAGCCUCCUCCGGAUCCAAACAUGCCUGGAGAAUGGGGUAAAGCUGCCAGAUUGGAGCUUGGACCUACAGAGAAAAAGAUGCAGGAGGAAAGCAUUGAAAAAUAUGCCUUGAAUAUUUAUUUGAGCGACCAGAUAUCACUGCAUCGGCACAUAAUGGACAACAGAAUGUAUGAAUGUAAAUCAAAGACAUUCAGCUACAGAAAGCUUCCAACAACAUCUGUUAUCAUUGCUUUCUACAAUGAAGCUUUGUCAACGCUGCUCCGGACAAUACAUAGUGUUCUAGAAUCUUCCCCUGCUGUACUUCUGAGAGAAAUUAUAUUGGUGGAUGACUUCAGUGACAAAGUGUAUUUAAAAUCCCAACUUGAAGACUAUAUUGGUGGCUUGGACAGGGUUCGCUUGAUAAGAACCACAAAACGUGAAGGACUGGUUCGUGCCCGAAUAAUUGGAGCAACUUAUGCAAUAGGUGAUGUGCUCACAUUUUUAGACUGUCACUGUGAGUGCGUUACCGGUUGGCUGGAACCACUUUUGGAAAGGAUUGGUGAAAAUGAAACUGCAGUGGUCUGCCCUGUGAUUGACACAAUAGACUGGAACACAUUUGAAUUUUACAUGCAAACUGGGGAGCCUAUGAUUGGAGGUUUUGACUGGAGACUAACAUUUCAGUGGCAUGCAGUACCUGAAAAAGAGCGCCAGAGGCGAAAAUCCAGGAUUGAUCCAAUCAGAUCACCUACCAUGGCAGGAGGGCUAUUUGCUGUUAGCAAGAAAUAUUUUGAAUACCUUGGCACCUAUGAUAUGGGGAUGGAGGUUUGGGGAGGAGAAAACCUAGAACUUUCAUUUCGGGUUUGGCAGUGUGGGGGUACACUUGAGAUUGAACCAUGUUCCCACGUUGGACAUGUAUUUCCAAAGAAAGCUCCCUAUGCAAGGCCAAAUUUUCUGCAGAACACAGCCCGAGCUGCAGAAGUCUGGAUGGAUGGCUAUAAAGAACUUUUUUACAACAGAAACCCACCUGCACGGAAGGAAAAUUAUGGUGACAUUUCAGAGCGAAAAUUACUUCGAGAGAGACUGCAAUGCAAGAGUUUUGAUUGGUACUUGAAAAAGGUUUUCCCUGAAUUACAUAUACCAGAAGAUCGGCCUGGCUGGCAUGGUGCAGUCCGCAGCAUGGGUAUAAGCAGUGAGUGUCUUGACUACAAUGCACCAGAACAUAAUCCCACUGGAGCUCAUCUCUCAUUAUUUGGAUGUCAUGGGCAAGGUGGCAAUCAGUUCUUUGAAUAUACAACAAAGCGAGAGAUACGCUUUAAUUCAGUCACAGAAUUAUGUGCAGAAGUCCCUGAUCAGCAGACAUACAUUGGAAUGAUGCAUUGUACAAAGGAUGGCAACUCUGUUCCUAAAAACAUUGCAUGGGAAUUCAGAAAUGAUGGAACAAUAUAUCAUCCAAGUUCUGGAAUGUGUAUCAGCUCAUACCGCACACCAGAAGGCCGGGCAGACGUACAGAUGAAGGGAUGUGACCCUUCAGAUAAAAACCAGCUUUGGAAGUUUGAAAGGUAGAAGGAAGAGAGACCACUGGACAAAAUGGACUGAAACCUCUGAAUUAAAUGAAGAAUUCACUGUGCAGACUUUUUUAUCUAAAGUAUGCAUUGUAUUCAUGCUCUUGGCUACCAUUCAUUAAUUUAUUUUCGUAUACAAUGAAGUGCCUUUUACACAGUGCAGACUGUACACUCUUCUAUUACAGAAUGAAUGGUACUUAAAUUAACAGUUAUGGCUCCAUGCUCCCCGUUAACUUCAGUUAUGAGAACUCCAUAAUUUUUACAGAGACUGUAUUUUCAUUUUGGUACAAAUACAACGUUUGACUAUUAUAGUUCAGAGAGAGAUUGUGGUACAUAUCUUGUAAGUUCUUAGUUUUUUUCGGCAUGAUUUGAUGUGCAGCCAAUUAAGUGUUGAUUCGUUUUUUGUCCCUUAUGCUUGUCUGAAUUGGAUAGGCCUUAGUCCUGGAUGACUGCAGAGCCAGUUAUAUGUCCACAUUGGUAUGUUCUGCUAAGUAAAUUUAAUUUUUAUCUGUAACCGUAGAACUGCGGUUUCACGUACCUGUAAUAGACUCUUAUCACUUUUUUAACUUUCUAUGCAAAGUACAGACUUAAUUCGACGCAAGUUUUUCUGCAUAGGGAUGGAAUAGCCUGCACAGGUUUCUGGAAAAUCUGAUGCAAAUGAUAGUAAAAAAAAAAAUAUAUAUAUUUUUUUCUAGUGUGGGUAAAAGAUUUUUGGAGGAGGGUAAAAAUAGGAAAUUUGGAAUAAUGAAAAGUUUUAACUACUGAUUAUUUUAAUAAUCCUUAAUAUCUGCGUAAAUAUGUAAGACUUAAUUUAAAUUUCUUAUAAAAUAAGAAAAUAAAGCACUGGAAAAUAAAACAUUUUUCCAACGA
This is a messenger RNA of Xenopus laevis (African clawed frog), 2888 nucleotides long. RefSeq names its product polypeptide N-acetylgalactosaminyltransferase 4 L homeolog (gene galnt4.L). Gene Ontology annotation, cellular component: Golgi apparatus; Golgi membrane. The record is from RefSeq and is marked provisional. Lineage: Eukaryota; Metazoa; Chordata; Amphibia; Anura; Pipidae. Gene Ontology annotation, biological process: protein O-linked glycosylation. Gene Ontology annotation, molecular function: carbohydrate binding; polypeptide N-acetylgalactosaminyltransferase activity.